This is a messenger RNA of Ambispora leptoticha, 327 nucleotides long. Lineage: Eukaryota; Fungi; Glomeromycota; Glomeromycetes; Archaeosporales; Ambisporaceae. The record is from the annotation of a GenBank genome assembly.
CAGAUUCUUGUGGCGACUUUCAUUAUCAAAUUCUUUCACAGAUUCAAAUUGAACUAAAUGAUCCUACUAUUACCCAAAAUAAUUAUGUAUUAGCAUAUAAAGUAGCAAAAGAAACUGGGGCGGGAACUCAAAUUAUUAAUGAAAGUUCCUGUUGGGUUACUGAAGCUGGGCAUCUUAAAUUAACAGGAAUGCAUUAUACUACAUGGGCUGGAGCAAUCAUAACAGAUAUUGACACACCACCUAGUCAUGCGAUAUUUACAUCUCCACCUAAAAUUAGAGGAAUAUCUAAUUCAAAUCAGCUUCUAUUACAACCAUUACAACAAUCCA